Messenger RNA from Chlorocebus sabaeus (green monkey), 361 nucleotides. NCBI's taxonomy places the organism in Eukaryota, Metazoa, Chordata, Mammalia, Primates, Cercopithecidae. The record is from RefSeq and is a predicted model, not a curated record.
AUGGGCGUGGCAACGGACCACCUUUCCCUCCAGGUGGAGCUGGUGUUUCCGCUUGUGGGUGACCGUAACCAGAGGCAUGGCGGAUUGCAGGCAGCUGCCCAGAACCCCGCUGAUGAGUCCGCACCAGGGACCCCAGUCCCUCAGGAUCUUGGAGCUGCCAACAAGCAGGGUGCUCUUUACAGCAAGCCCUGCAUGCCGUUCUUCUACCGAGGAGACCACAAGAAGGCAAAGAUCAUAAACAGCGAAAAGCUGGCAGCAAGGCCUGGAGAAGAGUAAGCUGCCAUGUGACUGUUUACAAUAUAGUCUGAGCACAAACCUGAAAAAAAAAAGUAUUUAUUUUAAAUUGUGGCAAAAUACUGGC